Molecule: messenger RNA, 360 nt
Organism: Caenorhabditis bovis
Lineage: Eukaryota; Metazoa; Nematoda; Chromadorea; Rhabditida; Rhabditidae
Source: the annotation of a GenBank genome assembly
AUGACAAUUGGCUUUGUUUCGCUUAAUAGUGAUUUCUGUGGAUAUUGUGGAGCUGUUUUAACAGUUCCUACUCGUGCUCCAUCUCUGGUAACAUGCAAAAUAUGUGCUACUCAGUGGACAAUCAAAGAAAAAAAUAACCAAUUGGUGUGUCGAAUAGAGAAAGUAUACGAACGAACUGUAGCGGAUACCGAUGGAAUUGAGCACGAAGAUGCAGCCGAUGCUAUCGUUGAACAUGUUUGCACAAAAUGUGGACACAAUAAAGCAACGUAUUCUACCAUGCAAACGAGAUCGGCUGAUGAAGGACAAACCGUUUUCUAUACAUGUCUGAAGUGCAAAAAGAAGGAUAUUGAGUACUCAUAG